Acaromyces ingoldii is the source of this 789-nucleotide messenger RNA. RefSeq names its product nicotinamide N-methyltransferase. Gene Ontology annotation, molecular function: protein-lysine N-methyltransferase activity. Bases 1 to 789 code for a protein of 262 amino acids. Lineage: Eukaryota; Fungi; Basidiomycota; Exobasidiomycetes; Exobasidiales; Cryptobasidiaceae. Gene Ontology annotation, biological process: peptidyl-lysine dimethylation. The transcript has 3 exons. The record is from RefSeq and is a predicted model, not a curated record.
AUGGCGCAUUCAGAGACGAGCGACGACGACGGCGGGCUUGACCUCUUUGACGAGCCCGAGGGGUUUCGGCCAAAGACGCCGCCACCAACGACAGCAUCCUACACGCUGCGGCUGUGCGGUGAUGGGGAGGGGCAGCAAGCUGAAGAGCACGAGAUCCAGCUGGACCUCGUCGGUUCGCAUCCCUUGUGGGGGCAUCACCUCUGGAAUGCCGCGCCGACGCUGUCCGAUUUUCUCGCUGGUUCAGACAGGGGCCACCACUGGUGCAAGGGAGCGCGGGUGCUCGAGCUUGGAGCCGCUGCGGGCCUGCCGAGCAUAGUGGCGGCGAAGCUCGGCGCGAAGCGAGUCAUUGCGACCGACUACCCCGAUCCUGGCCUCAUCACUAAUCUCUCCACGAAUCUGGCCCGGGGCAGCACUGAGGGCAGCGCAGGCUGUGCGAGCGCGCAGGGAUACAUCUGGGGCCACGAUGCAGCGCCGCUGCUCUCCGAGCUCGAAGGAGAAAAGUUCGACCUGCUCAUCCUCUCGGACCUCAUCUUUAACCACCAGGCCCACCCAGCCCUCUUGCAAACAAUGGACGCCUGCCUUGCCCCACCACGGCCCUGCGCGCUCGUCUUCUUUAGUCACCAUCGGCCGCACCUCGCCGACCGCGACAUGGACUUCUUCACUCAGGCGGGGAAUGCCGGCUGGCUGUGCGAGGAGGUGGGCCAGUGGAAGAUGCCGCCAAUGUUCCCAAAGGACGCGGGAAGCGAAGAGGUCAGAGGGACAGUGCAUGGCUGGAGAGUCUGGCGGUGA